Molecule: messenger RNA, 2437 nt
Organism: Sus scrofa (pig)
Lineage: Eukaryota; Metazoa; Chordata; Mammalia; Artiodactyla; Suidae
Gene: B3GNT7
Product: UDP-GlcNAc:betaGal beta-1,3-N-acetylglucosaminyltransferase 7
Biological process (GO): protein O-linked glycosylation; poly-N-acetyllactosamine biosynthetic process
Cellular component (GO): Golgi membrane
Molecular function (GO): hexosyltransferase activity; UDP-glycosyltransferase activity
Source: RefSeq, a predicted model, not a curated record
GCCCGCCGUCCCCGAGCCGCGGCGCCCAGAGCUGCGACCCGCGCGCCCCGCUCCGCCGCCGCCCCGGCCUGGGCCGCCAUGUCUCUGUGGAAGAGAACCGUCUACAAGAGUGUGUGCCUGGCCCUGGCCCUGCUCGUGGCCGUGACAGUAUUCCAGCGCAGCCUGACUCCCAGCCAGUUUCUGCAGGAGCCCCCGCCACCCACCCUCGGGCUCCAGAAGACCCAGAAACCGAGCGGACACCUGGUGAACCCUGACAGCUUCUGGAAGAACCCAAAGGAUGUGGUCACCCCAACACCCAUGGUUUCCCGGGGGCCCCAGGCCUGGGACGUGACCACCACAAACUGCUCAGCCAACAUCAACUUGACCCAGCAGCCCUGGUUCCAGGGCCUGGAGCCACACUUCCAGCAGUUUCUGUUCUACCGUCACUGCCGGUACUUCCCCAUGCUGCUGAACCAUCCGGAGAAGUGCGAGCGCGGCGUCUACCUGCUGGUGGUGGUCAAAUCCGUCAUCACGCAGCACGACCGCCGCGAGGCCAUCCGCCAGACCUGGGGCCGCGAGCGGGCGUCGGCGGGCCGGGGCCUCGGCGCCGUGCGCACCCUCUUCCUGCUGGGCACAGCCUCCAAGCAGGAGGAGCGGGCCCACUACCAGCAGCUGCUGGCCUACGAGGACCGCAUCUAUGGCGACAUCCUGCAGUGGGACUUUCUCGACAGCUUCUUCAACCUGACCCUCAAAGAGAUCCACUUCCUCAAGUGGCUUGACAUCUACUGCCCCAGUGUCCCCUUCAUCUUCAAGGGCGACGACGACGUCUUUGUCAACCCCACGAACCUGCUGGAAUUCCUGGCCGACCGGCGGCCCCAGGAAGACCUGUUUGUGGGCGACGUCCUACAGCACGCGCGGCCCAUCCGCAAGAAGGAUAACAAAUAUUACAUCCCCGGGAUCCUGUACAGCCAGGCCAGCUACCCGCCCUACGCAGGCGGAGGGGGCUUCCUGAUGGCCGGGGGCCUGGCCCGGCGCCUGCGCCACGCCUGCGACACCCUGGAGCUUUAUCCCAUCGACGACGUCUUCCUGGGCAUGUGCCUGGAGGUGCUGGGCGUGCGGCCCACGGCCCACGAGGGCUUCAAGACAUUCGGCAUCUCGAGGAACCGCAACAGCCGCAUGAACAAGGAGCCCUGCUUUUUCCGCUCCAUGCUCGUCGUGCACAAGCUGCUGCCCACUGAGCUGCUGGCCAUGUGGCGGCUGGUGCACGGCAAUCUCACCUGCUCCCGCAAGCUCCAGGUGCUCUGACCCCAGGAGGCGGGAUGCCAGGAUAGGCCAGGCCGCGUGCCCUUGAGCCCCGGAAGCCCUGGGGCUGCAGCUGCAACGCCAGGGCGCAGCCUUUGGUCCCCCCGCGGGGAGGUGGAGGGUUGGGCCUUCUGUGCCCAUGGGUGUGGUAGCGGGGUCGGGAGCCGGAAGGAGGGUCCCCCCCACCCCCCGCCGGUGGACACGCUCCAGAGAGUGAAGCUGAGGCCCAGGAACCUUUGGGGCUGCCAGACUGAAGAAGGUCCCCUGGGGAGCGAGGCCCCUGGCCACUGGCAGCCCUCACCUGAGUCCGCGGCCUGGCUCCCUCGGAGGCCCCUGAAGGAACCCCGUGCUCAGGUACCUGGGCUGGGCCUGGCCCUGGAUGGGUCUGCGGCUGCCCUCCUGUCUUCACAGAGAUUCUCCUCCUGUGAAAAUGCCUCGGUCCCCCCACGGGCCCAAGCCACCCUUUCAGGAGCUCGACCCUGUGCAGGCUCACAGGCCUCCCCCCUGACCAGCCGUGUCCUCUGAUGCUCCAUCGGCUCCGUCUGGAAGCACGACCGGCCGCUCUGACUACCUCAGCAAUCCUCAGAAGCUCUGGAUGGACUGUAGCCCCCACCCUCCGCCCUGAUGCGGGGGCCCAAGAGCAGCGCUCUGGCCCCGGCAGUCACGGUGCUGCCCGACCAGCCCCAGCCGAGGGCUCUCCUGCACCCCAUGAGGCCUGGCUCCCCAGCCAGAAAGCAGCCGGUUUGACCCUGGAAGUGGACAUUCCUCUAUUACUGUGAAGUUUUAUUUAUGAAGAAUUUGUAGGGAGAAGGUACCAGGCCUCGGGAGAUGGUGGCCCUUCUCCCCCUACCCCCACCCUUCCCUCAUUUCAGCCAGAUGCCACCCGCCACAGCCACUCUUGCCCCCCCACCCCUCCCGCCCCGGUCCCACCUCCACCCAGGUGCCCCCAUGCCCUUCACAGCCCCCCCUCUAGAACCCUGCCCGACCUGCACGCCCACUUCUCCAGGCCCUGAGCCGACCAGCAUCUGCCCCGCUCAGGUUCAGGGGUCCUUGGGGGUGGCUGCAGAAGGAUGCCACCUGGUAUCACAGUCGAGUCACCUGGGAAAAGAUUGAGGGAUCGAGUCUAUUUUCUCAAUAAAAGGGGACUGGUUUUUUU